Molecule: messenger RNA, 981 nt
Organism: Chenopodium quinoa (quinoa)
Lineage: Eukaryota; Viridiplantae; Streptophyta; Magnoliopsida; Caryophyllales; Amaranthaceae
Exons: 2
Coding region: 1-981 (326 amino acids)
Source: RefSeq, a predicted model, not a curated record
AUGAGGGAUCUGAGUUAUCAGGUGUAUGAGCGUUGCGGAUGUGCAUUGCGGGUGACCCAUGGUUUGCCAUGUGCUUGUCAGAUACAUGAGUCUUUAGCUCGAGAGACGGGCUUGUAUAGUAGGAAAAUUCACCAACUCUGGAAGACUUUGGUUAUCGGCAAUGGUAAUGACGGACCAGCGUUCGAUAAUGACUCGACCGAGGACGCCACACAUUUUCGAAAUCUGAUGGACGAGAUACUUGGUAGUGAUAAUGCUGUUCUACGAAAUGUGACACGCAUCAUUGAGGAAGAGCUACAUCCGGAUCAUGAUAACCUCCAAGAACCUCAUAUCAACCGUAGGGUGCGUGGUCGACAGAGGAACAACGAUACAAGACGUGAUCGGUCUUAUUUCGAACAUGUGAAUCGCCGAAACAGUCAUUCUGGUCAACAACAAGGAGGGUGGAAAGAUGUCGUUGGCGAUGGUAACUGCGGCUUUCGUUGUGUCGCGGAGUUCUUCUUUGAUGAUCAAGGCCGAUGGUAUGACGCUCGAGAAACAAUAGCAAACGAGGUCCUUGGUUAUCCAUCCCUGUACGAGAGGAUUUACGGGCUUGGAAGGCUUCAGAUAAAUGUGGAGCGUAUUCGAUGGGACGGUGGGGCGGUUGAUGCUCGUCAUUGGAUGGUUGCAAUUCAAGAUUUAUUUCCCAUUGCUACUUGGUUCAACGCAAUGGUUAUUAUUCUCGGUGUAGGCACCGUACCAACCUGCUUGUACCCAUGUCUCACUAUCUUGCCAUUGCGGGCACGAAGAGGAGUCACGGCACCACAACGGGAGUUUGUCAUCGCUACAGUUUCUGCCUCACAUUUUAUAUUGCUUGAACUUGCACCAGAUUCACUACUUCCCCCUAUUGCAAGUUGGUGGACCGAGAACCACGAACCAAGUGUUGAAGGUUGGGAUCACCGUUAUGUAGCUAGAAGGAACAUGUGGGAUGCGUUAACUAGACAAUGA